Messenger RNA from Cucurbitaria berberidis CBS 394.84, 1284 nucleotides. RefSeq lists its product as uncharacterized. Bases 1 to 1284 code for a protein of 427 amino acids. Gene Ontology annotation, cellular component: membrane. The record is from RefSeq and is a predicted model, not a curated record. The transcript is spliced from 2 exons. NCBI's taxonomy places the organism in Eukaryota, Fungi, Ascomycota, Dothideomycetes, Pleosporales, Cucurbitariaceae.
AUGGCGUCGCACACCCGCCUGGUAGCCUCUACGGCUUCCAGACUAUUCCAAAACUCGCGGCCGCUGGCCAGCUCCAGGAUAACACCGCUCGCUGCCGCCUUGAGCAUCCCAUCCACCCGCAGUUUCACACAGCUCAACUCGCAAUCCGCCUCCGCCAAUCCUACUAGCAUCUUCUCUUCCCUUGGCCAGCUCAACUCCCAAGCCGGGCCUCCUUCAUACUUCUCGUCACAUAAGCGCCUUCCCACAAAUACCAUUGUGCGGUUUGUACCGCAGCAGACAGCAUGGAUCGUCGAGCGCAUGGGGAAGUUCAACCGUAUACUGGAGCCUGGCCUGGCUAUCUUAGUGCCAAUCAUUGACAGGAUAGCCUACGUCAGGAGCUUGAAAGAGAAUGCCAUCGAGAUCCCUAGUCAGAGUGCCAUUACGGCGGACAAUGUCACGUUGGAGCUUGAUGGUGUGCUGUACACCAGGGUAUUCGAUGCGUACAAGGCGAGCUACGGCGUUGAAGACGCAGAGUAUGCCAUCUCUCAGCUCGCGCAGACAACGAUGCGAUCUGAAAUCGGCCAGCUUUCCCUUGACCACGUCCUGAAAGAGCGCGCCAAUCUAAACGCAAACAUCACCGCCGCCAUCAACGAGGCAGCACAAGACUGGGGUGUCACCUGCCUCCGUUACGAGAUCCGCGACAUCCACGCCCCCGAACCCGUCGUCGAAGCGAUGCACCGCCAAGUCACUGCUGAGCGCUCAAAGCGUGCCGAGAUCCUGGAAUCUGAGGGACAAAGACAGUCUGCCAUCAAUAUUGCCGAGGGAAAGAAACAGUCAGUCAUUCUGGCUUCUGAGGCUUUGAGGGCUGAGCAGAUCAAUCUGGCGAGCGGAGAGGCUGAGGCCAUCUUGCUCAAAGCCACGGCUACUGCGAACGGAAUCGAUGCCGUUGCGCGGGCAAUUGCUGAAGGAGAAGGCGCAGCCCAGAAUGCCAUCUCGCUUUCUGUUGCUGAGAAGUAUGUCGACGCCUUUGGUAACCUGGCUAAGGAGGGUACAAGCGUCAUCGUUCCUGGAAACGUCGGCGAUAUCAGCAGCAUGAUUGCAAGUGCUAUGGCAGUAUAUGGUAACGUGAAUGCUUCACAGGCGAAGAUUGGCGCAGGAAAGAUCACACAAGGCGAAGGCCACGACACACAAGCCAGCAAGAAAAUUGCAGAACUGCAGAGUCGACUGAACGAUGCGGAUGGCAGUUCCAAUCAUGUCCAGAACGAGAUCAAUAAGGUCAUGGACGAGAGGCUCAGCAAAAGAUAG